Messenger RNA from Pygocentrus nattereri (red-bellied piranha), 2349 nucleotides. It is a transcript of the gene sh2d4a, whose product is annotated as SH2 domain containing 4A. Gene Ontology annotation, cellular component: cytoplasm. The transcript has 9 exons. The record is from RefSeq and is a predicted model, not a curated record. Lineage: Eukaryota; Metazoa; Chordata; Actinopteri; Characiformes; Serrasalmidae. The coding region runs from base 380 to 1612 and encodes 410 amino acids.
UCGGUUAAAGAGUGAAGCCGGGCUUAUCUUGAUGUAGGUGGAAACUGCUCUCUGAGUGACCUGGCAUUUCACCCACGGCCUCUUUACAACCUCAGCACGUCCACACAGACGCCUGUGUUCGCGGAAAUGACCGAAAGGUUUAACUUUCCCAGAAUUUGGCAAGAAAAUAAAAACAGAGUCCCUCAUUUUGGCUGUGUCGUGUACUAACAGCGACCGUGAAAGGUGUCCUCGUAUGUGGCUUCUCAGACAGUUCUUUGGGACACAAUGACAAGGCAGCAGUGAGAAGGAGUUUGCUUGGCUUGUGGCUCUGAACUUGCAGUUUGCUGGACUCCAUGGACACUUUUUUCUGACUGAGAGAAGGAGACACAGGACAGUAACCAUGCUGCAGCAGAUUUUAAAGGACAUGUACAUCGAGCCGGAGCUGCUGGCGGAGCUGAAUGAGGAGCAGAAGCAGGUGCUGUUCUUUAAAAUGAGAGAAGAGCAGGUCCGGAGAUGGAAAGAAAGAGAGGCACGACUUGAGAAAGAGGAAGCUGGGAGAGGGAAACCUAAAAAAGCAUCCAAGAAGUCGGUGUCGUGGCUGAAGAGUUCGGACAGUGAUGUGUGGGUAUGGGUGAUGGGGGAGCACCCUGACGAUAAGCCCUACGACCAGAUUUGUGAUGAGAUCAUGGUGGAGAGAGCAGCCCUGCAGGCCCAGAAGGAAGCAGAAGAGCUAAGAGCUAAAAAAGAGGCUGAAUUGGAGAAGCGUUUCUCUGGCUUGUAUUUGGAGCAGGAGGAGGCAGCCAGAAAGGAGGAGGCCCGAAAGGCAGCUGCCCUGGAGCAGAGCAGGCAGGAAGAGCUCAAGAAGCGAGAGGAGGAGGAGAGGAGGAAGGCUGAGGAGGAGGUAAGGAGGCUGAAGGAGGAGAGGGAGCAGCAGAUCUACAUGGAUCUGAAAAAGGUGUCCCGCCAGGACAAGGAGGAGAAAGCCUGGCAGGAUUCAUUGAGAAGAUCCAAAGCAGCUGACCAGCGCAGGCGUUCCCUGGCCAAACAGACGAGAGAGGACCACCGCAGGCGUUCAGUAAAGGCACUGGAGAGAGGGAAAGUGGCAGCCAUGAUGAAGGCUUUUGUACUAGAGGAAUCUGGCCCACCUCCCAAACCCAAACCCAGGAACCUCACCCUUACCAGCGAACCCAUUAACCAGAGUCCAGGUAUGCGCCGCUCGCUGUCAUGCUCCAGCCGGGAGGAAAUCAUCCGCUGGUUCAGAGAGGAGCAGUUGUCUCUCAGAGUUUGUUUCCAGCAGGAUCAGAGUCGUGUCGCAACUUGGUUUCAUGGUAUAAUUUCUCGUGAGGAGGCGGAAAAUUUGUUGGGCAGCGUUGGAAGUUUCUUGGUCCGUGUUAGUGAGAGGAUCUUUGGAUAUGUUCUCUCCUACCGAAGCCAAGAAGGAUUCAAACAUUUCCUUAUUGAUACCACAGACAACUGCUACAUGCUGCUAGGAGACCAGAUCAAGUUCAGUUCGCUGGGAGAGCUGGUGGAGUACCAUCAGGAGGAGCCUUUAACUUCAUCUGGAGGAGAGCGGCUGCUGCAUGCAUGUGGACAGAAAGCUGGCACUCUGGACUAUGCUGAACUCUUUAUCUGAGCCCCAGCCACUGCUUAGCGAGACGAUGUGCACCCUGGCCACCCUGGCUUGUCAGGGCUUUUUGCACAAAUGGAUGCCCUGAUGUUCAUUAAACUCUGAGGGACUGUAGGUUGAACAAACCUACAGUAUGUUUGUCAUAUUGCCUUUGCAGAUGCUACAAUUAGCAUCUUGCUUCAAAAAUCCACAAUCUGAGUAACUCUACAUGACAAAAACAUUUUCAGUUCUACUGCAGCCUUGACAGAUUUCAAAAGUCACCCCGAUGCACUUUAUAAUAUCGGACUGGAUUGUGAAGGUCUUACUUUUAUAAAUGCAGUAUUCCAUUGGCCUUAAAGUGACCUAUUUACACAGAAAUGUAAUUAGUUUGGAACAGUUCAGUUUCAAAAAGCAGUAGUAUUGACAUGUUUUCACUUUCUUUUACCAUUAGCUAACUGGACACCCCUGAGUUAUUGGUUUAUUAUAUGCUAUAAUAAUCAUAAUCAUAAAACCGUAGUGGACAGGAUUCACCAUGGGCUUAUUUCCUCUAAAUAGCAUCUGUUCUGACCAAAGCUAAUUAAGUAUGCAAACACUAAUGAAUGCGCUUGUGCCAGUAUUGCACUAUAUGAAGGCAAAGCAUAAUGCACUUUUUAGGGAAAAAGACUGUACCAUCAAUAAGUGUUUACAGCAAACACGUGAUCCUAACGUGGGAGUGCUAACUGAAAGAAUGGUGUUUAGUAGUUAAUAAAAGGAGUUUUAACUGA